AUGAUAAAAGCCGAGAGCAAAGGAGAAAGGGCGCUGAGGAGUGCGUCCCCGCAUAGAAAUGCUUACAAGUCGGACUUCCACGCUAUUAAGUGUACUUUUGAUGGGACGAAAUCCGACGGCGCUGCAAAGUUAUAUGCAAAUGGCUCUAUCGACACCCAGGAGGACACGAGGGGGAGGCCUUUUGGCAAUCGGAUAAACAAGAUAAAGAAUAUUUUCCUCCAGAUGGAUGGUCAGCAACAAGAGAUUCAAGAGGUGAAAACCACUUUGAAAGCUGAUGUGUCCCCUGUCUCCCCACCAAAUGAGCCAUUUGCAGUCACCACACACACAACAAGCUUGAGCUGUGCCACUAGCCCAGAAUCUCAAAGUUUAGAUAAAACCCCCAAGGGAGGGGAUGUCGAAGUUGACAAAGCAGCUUUGGCAGAGAAGUUUUCUUCGACCAGGAAACUCUUUGAGAGGACUAUCAAAGAACAACCCGCAGCGGAUAAGUCUCCCAACAGAGUUGUAAGCCGGGUGGCCCUGGGCAGUGUGUCUGAUGGGGGGAAAAGUACCAGGAGAUUGUCAGGGUCCACUGAGACUAGCAACAUCAAAACAGAGCCUGGUCCCACUCCAGUGACGAGAAGCCGGACAGAUGAGAGGAGCGAUACUGAGGAGACAAAACAUGUGUCCAGGUUGUCACUGAAUGCUGGACCCAUGUCCAGGCGGCUAGACAACUUCAUUGUGGACAGUGACAAUGAGAGAAAAGCCACAGAGAUAUUAUCUAAAGUAUGCAGUCUCUCAGAUCGCUCAAUGCCUACAUCUCCGACAAGGGACAGUUUUUACAAAUCCACCAUUCCAACUAAUGAUGCCACUAACAAACCCACCUCUGUAGUUACCAGUGUCAUUCUCAAACCAACUUCCCCAUUCAAUAACACCACUCACAAACCAAUCCCCCCAACAGCCAAUGCCACUCCAAAGGCCAGCUCCCCAGAGCCCAUAUCCCCAGGUGGCCAAAGUGCUUACAAGCGCUCCCCCUCAACCAGUGACUGUUUUGGUAGACCAUCUGUGGGUAGCGAUGGCGUAAAACCCUCCAGUCCACCCCCCAGGGAUCAAAAACAGCCUACCAUGUUUGCCAACAGCUUUUACAGUAGCAACAGGGCCAAAACCUCCGACAGUGCCAAGAGUGAUGGGCAUGUGGCACAUAGUCCCACCAGGGAAAAGCCACCUACCCAGGCUUCAUCUCUGCCUGGCAUGGUCCGGGCUGAGCUCAUAGUGGUACAGAAUGAGUCAUCAGAGAGCGAGGAGAAUGAAGAUGAGAAUAUUGAAGACAACGUUUUUGAGGAACUGAAUGUGCAACCCCCAAAAGAGAUCAAAGUUGAGCUAAAAGAAUCACCACCAAAGGUGAUCAGUCAGAAUGAUGACCACCAUCAGCAGAUCUUAGAGAAUGAUGAGGGCAAGGAGACAGAGAUUACACUGAAGAAGGAAGAUGGAAGUCGAGUUGAGGAGUGGAGGGAAGACACAAGUCCUGUAAAUCAAACUGCGGAUUACGAGGAGGAAAAGGUGGAUGAGGAGGUUGCUGAGGAGGGGCGUGAGCAGGAGGAACAGGGCAGCAGGGGCAAGGUUUCCCCAGUGGCAUAUGGUAUAGAGAACGCAGCAUUUGUGGAUGAUAGGGAUACUGACCAGACCCUCAAGGAGGAGGAAGAGAAGGAAGAGCAGCCCUGUGAUGAGGAGGACAUUGAGGAGGCCCCUGGGCUUUCAGAUGAGGAGGAACCGGGACCACGGAGGAAGAUCAAGUUUUCAACGUCACCAAUACGGGUAAGCACAUUGAGAAGGGGAAAUGUCACAUUGAUAAUCUGAAGUGAAGUUGAUGAUAAUUGCUUUGAUUUUGGGGUCUUAAAGAAUGUAAACCUUACUAUAGGGUUUCUAUUUAUAGUAGCUGGCUAACUUUUGUCUGGCCUAAAAGUUCUGAGAGAGGUCAAUUGUAUAUGUGGUAAUAUACCAGACAAUCUCACAGCUGGUGCCCUUUUGGAUCUAAUUUAUUAACCAAGGAAGUCUGCUUUCGCUCAGGUUGUUGACAUAUUUGUGGAGGGCAUUCUUUGGUGCCUUGACUGACAGAUCACAUACACAAUUAGUAUCUUUGUUACACAUGAUGAUGUUAUGGCUGCUGUAGCACUGUAUCAUCAGGCAAGCCGUGUCAUGGAUGAGAACCCAAACUAUGGGGUGUUUAAGCUUCUGUAAUUACUGAGGCAUUGCCUAAAGCUGAUGUGUCUGAGGGUCACAUCUUUCUCCUGUUAACAAUGUCAAGGAUCUAGGCUAGUAGUAGUGGGACAUAUUUCCGGAUGUUAGUCCGGAAUGCUCCAAGCGGUAUUCUUGGAAACAUUGUUGACAUUACAAAAGGGGUCUGUGUGAGCCCCAGCUGAAUGAGGACAGUCGGGAGGGAUAUGGAGUGACGUGGUGGAACCCUGACUUAACUCUACUCUACUCUACUGUACUCUACUGUACAGUAUAAACAACCUCAUCAUGGCUUGUAGAUGGUUGGUUGGAGGCCUGCUCUUGGAGAAUGAUUAUUUCCAUUCACUGUGAAUCAGCCGUGCAUACUUGUGAACAUUAGGGUUGGGCGGUAUCCAGAUUUUCAUACCGAAGUAUACAGUAUUACCGGAAAGGGCACUAUUCAUUCACUUAUUUUUAUAUAUAUAUAUAUAUAUAUAUAUAUAUAUAUAUAUAUAUAUAUAUAUAUAUAUAUAUAUACAUACAUACAUACAUACAUACAUACAUACAUACAUACAUACAUACAUACAUACAUACAUACAUACAUACAUACAUACAUACAUACAGUGGGGAAAAAAAGUAUUUAGUCAGCCACCAAUUGUGCAUGUUCUCCCACUUAAAAAGAUGAGAGAGGCCUGUAAUUUUCAUCAUAGGUACAGUCAACUAUGACAGACAAAUUGAGAAUUUUUUUUCCAGAAAAUCAUAUUGUAGGAUUUUUAAUGAAUUUAUUUGCAAAUUAUGGUGGAAAAUAAGUAUUUGGUCACCUACAAACAAGCAAGAUUUCUGGCUCUCACAGACCUGUAACUUCUUCUUUAAGAGGCUCCUCUGUCCUCCACUCGUUACCUGUAUUAAUGGCACCUGUUUGAACUUGUUAUCAGUAUAAAAGACACCUGUCCACAACCUCAGUCACACUCCAAACUCCACUAUGGCCAAGACCAAAGAGCUGUCAAAGGACACCAGAAACAAAAUUGUAGACCUGCACCAGGCUGGGAAGACUGAAUCUGCAAUAGGUAAGCAGCUUGGUUUGAAGAAAUCAACUGUGGGAGCAAUUAUUAGGAAAUGGAAGACAUACAAGACCACUGAUAAUCUCCCUCGAUCUGGGGCUCCACGCAAGAUCUCACCCCGUGGGGUCAAAAUGAUCACAAGAACGGUGAGCAACAAUCCCAGAACCACACGGGGGGACCUAGUGAAUGACCUGCAGAGAGCUAGGACCAAAGUAACAAAGCCUACCAUCAGUAACACACUACGCCGCCAGGGACUCAAAUCCUGCAGUGCCAGACGUGUCCCCCUGCUUAAGCCAGUACAUGUCCAGGCCCGUCUGAAGUUUGCUAGAGUGCAUUUGGAUGAUCCAGAAGAGGAUUGGGAGAAUGUCAUAUGGUCAGAUGAAACCAAAAUAGAACUUUUUGGUAAAAACUCAACUUGUCGUGUUUGGAGGACAAAGAAUGCUGAGUUGCAUCCAAAGAACAUCAUACCUACUGUGAAGCAUGAGGGUGGAAACAUCAUGCUUUGGGGCUGGGGCUGUUUUUCUGCAAAGGGACCAGGACGACUGAUCCGUGUAAAAGAAAGAAUGAAUGGGGCCAUGUAUCGUGAGAUUUUGAGUGGAAACCUCCUUCCAUCAGCAAGGGCAUUGAAGAUGAAACGUGGCUGGGUCUUUCAGCAUGACAAUGAUCCCAAACACACCGCCCGGGCAACGAAGGAGUGGCUUCGUAAGAAGCAUUUCAAGGUCCUGGAGUGGCCUAGCCAGUCUCCAGAUCUCAACCCCAUAGAAAAUCUUUGGAGGGAGUUCAAAGUCCGUGUUGCCCAGUGACAGCCCCAAAACAUCACUGCUCUAGAGGAGAUCUGUAUGGAGGAAUGGGCCAAAAUACCAGCAACAGUGUGUGAAAACCUUGUGAAGACCUACAGAAAACGUUUGACCUGUGUCAUUGCCAACAAAGGGUAUAUAACAAAGUAUUGAGAAACUUUUGUUAUUGACCAAAUACUUAUUUUCCACCAUAAUUUGCAAAUAAAUUCAUAAAAAAUCCUACAAUGUCAUUUUCUGGAUUUUUUUUCUUCUCAUUUUGUCUGUCAUAGUUGACGUGUACCUAUGAUGAAAAUGACAGGCCUCUCAUCUUUUUAAGUGGGAGAACUUGCACAAUUGGUGGCUGACUAAAUACUUUUUUUCCCCACUGUGUGUGUGUGUGUGUGUGUGUGUGUGUGUGUGUAUAUAUAUAUAUAUAUAUAUAUAUAUAUAUAUAUAUAUAUAUAUUCUUAUUUUUUAAAUUGCGCACAAAAAAUUUAGGCAAUAGGGAUUUUGAUCCAGGAUGGGAUUGAAUGUCUGCUGUAACCAUGAAGCUUGAUCUUGACAUGUAGCACUUAUUCCAAAUGCCUGUAUUUUUCGUUUUUAUGAGCGUUUGUCUACAUGUUGUCUUUUUGGUCUCGUCUCGUUCGCUCAUUCUGUGCUGUGCACCUUCCCAUUUACACCAGAGAUCUGUAUAUAAUGACGAAAUGCUCAUAUUUCCACCCUUAACAAUAGGAGUCGUUGUCCCAAAGGCGGGAAGGCAGGCGACAAGCUUGGGUUCAAAAUAAGCGCAUAGAAACGCAUCGGGAUUAUUUUGGACAUAUUUUGGCGACAUUGAAACCUCUCGCUUCGCCUCUUUCUCCCAAGCCUUUCCCCUUACCACUCACAACAACAAAGAUGGGAAAUCACUUCUUCCUCUCUGACAAGCGGUUUCAACUCGCUAUUUGCAUUUGAGGUUUGGUCCAACAGAAUCGGUCAUAUGGACACCAGAACACAUGGAGACAUUAUUUUACUGUAAUAGAGGAGAAGUUAACCUUUCAAACAUACCCUUUUUUAAAUGUUUCAACUCCUCAAAUUUCGAGCAGAGCAGACACUACUAAAACGGAUGUACCAAUGAACAUUCAUUGUGGAAAAUAUUUGCAGCAUUGUAGUCAUAUAAAGAUAGUGAUACUAGCUGUUUAGUCUGUGUUUUAUAAAUGUGCAAUAAUCAUAAAACAAUUCUAUGGAAUUAGCAACUCGUUCUCAUUCUGAGAAACAAGGUAGGCCACUUGAUUUCAACAUCUGAACAAAGUGGACAGGCUAGCAUGCUGUUCAAACAGUUAGAGACAGACCGAAGGUUGUGUUCAUAACAAUUAAACUAUUUUUCCUUGUUAGCUGAAUUCAGAUCCAAGUUGGCUAAACUUGAAAUAUAAAUAUUAGCUGGCUACUGACUAGCACGUGGGCUUGUUUUUGAGACAGGUGUUAAUUUUCUGUAAUGCCUGCUACAAUAUUAGUGAAUGUGCAUUAUGCAUGGUUCCGGCUUAUUAUUAUUUUUACAAAGGGCAUUUUUAUAGACAGACCUGAAUGCCAGAUCAGUGAUUAUUGCAACAACAACAAAAAGCAGGUACAACUAUUUUGAUAAAAUAAUUACAAUAUCAGUGGGUCUUAUUUACAUUUUAGUCAUUUAGCAGACGCUCUUAUCCAGAGCGACUUACAGUUAGUGAGUUUAUUAAUUAUUUUUUUUCAUACUGGCCCCCCGUGGGAAUGGAACCCACAACCCUGGCGUUGCAAGCGCCAUGCUCUACCAACUGAGCUACAUGGGGCCCUAUGGUCUUAUGGUUGUUGAAGGCAUACAUUCAGCCUAUGUAUAAUUUCACAAGCUCUGAAUAUAUUAGAUUAUUGCUGACUGUUUUAAAUGCAGUGUAUUUGACCUUUAAUUGUACAAUGAAGCUUAUGUGUAUAUUUUUAUUUAUUUUAUUUUGUUUUACCUUUAUUUAACUAGGCAAGUCAGUUAAGAACAAAUUGUUAUUUACCAUGACGGCCUACACCGGCCAAACCCGGACGACGCUGGGCCAAUUGUGCGCCGCUCUAUGGGACUCCCAAUCACGGCCGGUUGUGAUACAGCCUGGAAUCGAACCAGGGGGUCUGUACCAGUCAAAAGUUUGGAAACACCUACUCAUUCCAGGGUUUUUCUUUAUUUUUACUAUUUUCGACGUUGUAGAAUAAUAGUGAAGACAUCAAAACUAUGAAAUAACACAUACGGAAUCAUGUAGUAACCAAAUAAAUGUUAAACAAAUCUAAAUAUAUUUUAUAUUUGAGGUUCUUUAAAUAGCCACCCUUUGCCUUGAUGACCCGAGUGGCGCAGUGGUCUAAGGCUGUGCCACUAGAGAUCCUGGUUCGAAUCCAGGCUCUGUCGUAGCCGGCCACGACCGGGAGACCCAUGGGGCGGCGCACAAUUGGCCCAGCGUCGUCCAGGGUAGGGGAGGGAAUGGCCGGCAGGGAUGUAGCUCAGUUGGUAGAGCAUGGCGUUUGCAACGCCAGGGUUGUGGGUUCGAUUCCCACGGGGGGCCAGGAUGAAAAAAAAGAAUGUAUGCACUCACUAACUGUAAAUCGCUCUGGAUAAGAGCGUCUGCUAAAUGACUAAAAUGUAAAAAAUCUAUCGUGAAUCGCCCAUAACUUUGAAAAAAUAGAGAUAUGAGUUUUAGGCCAAAUCGCCCAGCCUUUUGUGAACGGCAUCAACAUGAAGUGGGCUGGGCUGGGAGGUGUUGGGUGAUAUCUCCCAUCGCCACAUCUAAUCAACAUUUUGGCAGAUCAGGGGAAAACAAAUCACUUCAGGGCAUUCCACAGCCUGUGUGAACUGGUCAAUGUUUAUCCAGGGCCUCAAAUGUGUGUUGUUAUCUCAGGGUGUGGAUGCCCCCAAUUGGCCUGCCAGGUGGUCCUAGAGAGUGGGUCCUGAUGGGGUCCUGGGAGAGGGGGCCAGUAGCUGACCUGGAGGACGACACAAAUAACAGUGUGCUGCAUCUCUCCUAGGGAUGACAUAGCAGAGAUUAGCCUAGCUUUGCACUUCACACCAAUGUGUUACAGGAACAGUUCACAUAUUGAUAGAGCUCAGUAAUGGUGUGAGUGAAGUGAAAUACACAAACGUGUUCGGAAAUUCAAGCCAUUGCAAACUCCAUUAUCAAACACUGUUUCAGUGAAGAAUGCAUUACUCAUAAACUCCUGUGAUAACGAUGAAUCAAUUUAUGAUCACCAGUCUUUUUGUCCAGAUAACACUAAGAUUAGAGGGCGUCUCCUUGUUUGGACUAGGUCCUAAGUGUGAUGUGACAUCUGUUGGUUGACUGUAUUCUUCCUCUGGUUGUGAAAUGGUGGAUUCUUAGUUUGGUCUUGCCCUGGCAUGUGCUGCUCAUCAUUCUUCCCUCCUUGUUUCUCACUUCUAACAGGCGGGAGGUAGAUAGCAUUUCAAAAUCAAAUCAAAUUGUAUUGGUCACAUACACAUAUUUCGCAGAUGUUAUUGCGGGUGUAGCGAAAUGCAUUUCUGGGACAAAGUAUUUACUAGUUAUAAAUAAAUAAAUGAAUAUUUUCGCAAGCUUUUUCGCAUCCUUCAUUUUUUCUUCUAUACUCAUCAGGGUGCCAUCUGAAAAAUGGUGGGUGUCCUAUUUGAGAUGAGUCAUGAUUUAACUGCUUCCAGACAGCUUGAAGUGGGCACUGCGCUUUAGGUCUUCCUCAAGCAUGCACUUCCUGAAAACACUCCGCCCUGGAGUAUAUCUUAACAACACAAGAAUGAGACGUGUCUCCUGCUAUGUGUUGACUCGAAAGUGGAAUGCUUCCUCUGGUCUUUCCUUUAAAUGUCAACGAUUAUAUUGCAAGCAGGAAUGGCUUCUGUUACAAUACUUAUCAAUUUGUUUCCAUAAGUGCAGCCUUACUAGCCUAGAGAGUCAAGUUAUGUAAGCUGUGUUCUUUCCCUCUCAAACAGGCCUCUCAGGAGAAAAGACACUCCUUUUGCAAUAGGGGUAAUUUCUGGGACAGGUUGGCUCUUGCUGUUGGUGUUUGAAUAUCAGUUGAAAAGGGGAGUGACUGUCUACUCACAACUGUUGUCUGGAAAGCAGAAAGAUUUGCAAUUGACAGUUUGGUCUUUAUCUUCAACUGAAGCAUCUUUCCAAGGCAUUUUCAACACAAGUCUGUCCUCACGGCACAAUACAAAUGACAUUCUAGUUUACAUCACUAGUAGUGCUUGACUAGAGUAUUCAGUCAACAAUGCCUCAGACAGUGUGCUGGUUUGAGCUGGCCCUGCCUGGCAUAGCGGGCCGCUCUGGAGCCCUGGCCUGCUCUCAGAGGAGAGUUGAAGUGCUUUGUGCUCCAGCCUGCAGCAGGAUUUAGGUCUUUGUGUGCAACCUGAGCCUGUACAGGGGACCUGUCGUCUGAGGAAGAAAGGUCCUCUUUGUCAAGCUGCUGCAGGAGACUUCCAUUCUGAACAUGUCCCUUGACCGAGGCUCAAAAGACAGUUUGCAGUUGCACAUAUGGAGAGUUACUGUUUGUUUCUCAAAUGAAUGGAUUGUAAAUUAGUUGAGACUGAUUUUCAGACACCUGUACUCCUAUACCAUUAGCUGCGUACUUAAUCUGCUUGUUCUGCUUGAUGCAUCUUUAAAAAUAAAGGUUGUGCUUUACUUAAGGAAUCUCAACUUAAAUUGAUGCUUUGUACUCAUCAGAAUACUGCAUUCCCAUAGCAGCUGUGUCGGUAGUAGUCUGUUGCUAAAGGAGUCCCAUAACCUACUGAUGAUAAAUAUUCAACAUAAACACAUACCGUAGUCUUUUCCACAUAUGUUUUAUCUUCGAGACAUCUCUUGCACAAUCUAUCGUUUAUGUUAUAUUGCGUUGCUUUUAUUGUUACUUCAAAGUAGGGCUGGGCAAUAUAUCGAAUUCAUUUGAAUGUAUGUUUUAUGCGAUGUGCCAAAUGCCUGUAUCGCAAUAAUCAUAAACAUUCUGAUCUGUUGCAUCAGACGAAUUGCUUUUUAAGGUUAAUUUUGUUUUGUAAUUUUUUUUAUGUAGCCAAGCCUACUGGUUUUAUGAAUUUGGGAUCUAUCGUCUGACAACUGUCCCAGAGUCUGUUUGGAAUAGGCUAUUUCUUUAUCGACAAGCUGACCAAUAGAAUAGGUAAACUUUUCUACUAUGGGCGAUAGUAGGUUGACAUAGGCUAGUGAUUUUGCUGUUUGUUACUCGUCUUGUUGGCUGAGAAAAAUACAGUUAUUCUAACAUCUUCAAAGUGCACAUCAGAAUUCAGUAAGAAGGACCACACAUCGUUCAUCCUCGACUUGCAUGUUUAGUUUAUAUGAAUUACCAUAAUCUAAAUGUGAUUUCUGUCAUUCUGAGCACUGUGUGUUGACGCCCUAAUCAGGUUAUGCACCCAAUGCAUAUGGGUACGGUCAAUUUCUCAAAUGUCCGGUAAAUUAAAAUGCUGCUGGUCAAAUUUCCGGCCCAACAUUUUCCUAAUUGAAACCCUGUCAUAGACAGACUUGAAAGCCAAAUCAGUGAUUAUUGCAAAAAAAGCAUGUUAAACUAAUUUGAUCAAAUAAUUAAAUUAUUGGUUGGUCUUAUGGUUUUGGAAGGCUUUUAUUUAGCCCUGAAUUAAUUUGAUUAUACUUGUCUGUUUGAAAUGCAGUGUAUUGACCUUUUAAUUGUGCAACAAAACUUAUUUAGAUAUCUUGAAUCGCCUAUAAAUAUGAAAAAAUCUAUAUAUUAUUUUUAGGACCUACCGCCCAGCCUUACUUCAAAGAGCUUUUGAAACAUGAAAUUGUGUCGUAGGCAGAGGUAAGGAAAGGGUUAAACCCUCUUCUCUCUGUACAGUUGGAAUUGUGUUUUCUAGGUGUGGCCUAAUUUGAAGAAAAUGAUGGAGUGGUGUGACACACACAGCUAUGUUGAAACUGUGAACCACAGGUCUAACAAACAGCACACCCGGCAAUCUGUAUCUGCUGAAAUUCACAUUCACCUUGACACCAAUGCUAUGACCACAUGUUGUAGAAUUAUAGUAGAGAGCGGUGUAACUCCCCUCUUCCAGGUGUGUUAUUAUCCUGUUGUAGAUACUGUGUGCAGUACAGAGGUAAGUACACUGUAGUUUGUCCAGUUAAUUCACUGUCCAGAGGGGCUGACUGAACUAUUGUUCUGUGCUGCUCAUCGCUGUUGGAGUCCGGUAGACAUUUGGAGUUGAGAAUGAGUUAAUCAUCAGAGAAAAGAAAAUGGCAGCAGGAACCUAAUUGACAUUGUGGAAGCCUGCACAGAAUAAAAAACUUCCAAAACAUGCAUCCUGUUUGCAACAAGGCACUAAAGUAAUACUCCAAAUGUGGCAAAAGCAAUGACAUUUUUGUCCUGAAUACAAAGUGCUAUGUUUGGGGCAAAUCCAAUACAACACAUUACUGAAUAUCACUCUCCAUAUUUUCAAGCAAAGUGGUGGCUGCAUCAUGUUAUGGGUAUGCUUGUAAUUGUUAAGGACUGGGGAGUUUUUCAGAAUUUAAAAAAGUAAUGGAAUGGAGCUAAGCAUAGGCAAAAUCCUAGAGGAAAACCUGCUUCAGUCUGCUUUCCACCAGACACUGGGAGAUGAAUUCACCUUUCAGCAGGACAAUAAUCUAAAACACAAGGCCAAAUCUACACUGGAGUUGCUCACCAAGAAGACAGUGAAUGUUCCUGAGGGGCCGAGUUAGAUUUUCAAGUAGAUUUAAGUCAAAACUAUGGCAAGACCUGGAAAUGGUUGUCUAGCAAUGAUCAACAACCAAUUUGACAGAGCUUGAAGAAUUUUGAAAAUAAUAAUGGACAAAUGUUGCCCAAUCCAGGUGUGGAAAGCUCUUAGAGACUUACCCAGAAAGACUCACAGCUGUAAUCGCUGCCAAUGGUGCUUCUACAAAGUAUUCACUCAGGGGUGUGAAUACUUAUGUAAAUGAGAUAUUUCUGUAUUUCAUUUUCAAUACAUUUGCUAAAAUAUCAAAAAACAUGUUUUCACUUUGCCAUUAUGGGGUACAGUGGCUUGUGAAAGUAUUCACCCCCUUGGCAUUUUUCCUAUUUUGUUGCCUUACAACCUGGAAUUAAAAUUGAUUUUUUUGAGGGGGUUUGUAUCAUUUGAUUUACACAACAUGCCUACCACUUUGAAGAUGCAAACUAUUUUUCAUUGUGAAACAAACAAGAAGUAAGACAAAAAAAUUGAAAACUUGAGUGUGCAUAACUAUUCACCCCCCAAAGUCAAUACUUUGUAGAGCCACCUUUUGCAGCAAUUAAAGCUGCAUGGAUGGUGUUCUCGGGGUGAUGAGAGGUGUUGGGUGUGCGCCAGACAUAGCGUUUUCCUUGAUGGCCAAAAAGCUCAAUUUUAGUCUCAUCUGACCAGAGUACCUUCUUUCAUAUGUUUGGGGAGACUCCCACAUGCCUUUUGGCGAACAUCAAAUGUGUUUGCUUCUUUUUUUCUUUAAGCAAUGGCUUUUUUCUGCCCACUCUUCCGUAAAGCCCAGCUCUGUGGAGUGUACGGCUUAAAGUGGUCCUAUGGACAGAUACUCCAAUAUCCACAGUGGAGCUUUGCAGCUCCUUCAGGGUUAUCUUUGGUGUCUUUAAUGCCUCUCUGAUUAAUGCCCUCCUUGCCUGGUCCGUGAGUUUUGGUGGGCGGCCCUCUCUUGGCAGGUUUGUUGUGGUGCCAUAUUCUUUCCAUUUUUUAAAAUAAUGGAUUUAAAGGUGCUCCGUGGGAUGUUCAAAGUUUCAGAUAUUUUUUUAUAACCCAACCCUGUUUGGAGAGCUCCUUGGUCUUCAUGGUGCCGCUUGCUUUCAAAUCAAAUCAAAUCAAAUUUUAUUGGUCACAUGCGCCGAAUACAACAGGUGCAGACAUUACAGUGAAAUGCUUACUUACAGCCCUUAACCAACAGUUCAUUUAUUUUAAACAAAAAAAGUAAAAAUAAAACAACAACAAAAAAAAGUGUUGAGAAAAAAAAAAGAGCAGAAGUAAAAUAAAGUGACAGUAGGGAGGCUAUAUAUACAGGGGGGUACCGUUGCAGAGUCAAUGUGCGGGGGCACCGGCUAGUUGAGGUAGUUGAGGUAAUAUGUACAUGUGGGUAGAGUUAAAGUGACUAUGCAUAAAUACUUAACAGAGUAGCAGCAGCGUAAAAAGGAUGGGGUCGGGGGGCAGUGCAAAUAGUCCGGGUAGCCAUGAUUAGCUGUUCAGGAGUCUUAUGGCUUGGGGGUAGAAGCUGUUGAGAAGUCUUUUGGACCUAGACUUGGCACUCCGGUACCGCUUGCCGUGCGGUAGCAGAGAGAACAGUCUAUGACUAGGGUGGCUGGAGUCUUUGACAAUUUUGAGGGCCUUCCUCUGACACCGCCUGGUAUAGAGGUCCUGGAUGGCAGGAAGCUUUGCCCCAGUGAUGUACUGGGCCGUACGCACUACCCUCUGUAGUGCCUUGCGGUCGGAGGCCAAGCAGUUGCCAUACCAGGCGGUGAUGCAACCAGUCAGGAUGCUCCCGAUGGUGCAGCUGUAGAAUUUUUUGAGGAUCUGAGGACCCAUGCCAAAUCUUUUUAGUCUCCUGAGGGGGAAUAGGCUUUGUCGUGCCCUCUUCACGACUGUCUUGGUGUGUUUGGACCAUGAUAGUUCGUUGGUGAUGUGGACACCAAGGAACUUAAAGCUCUCAACCUGUUCCACUACAGCCCCGUCGAUGAGAAUGGGGGCGUGCUCAGUCCUCUUUUUUUUCCUGUAGUCCACAAUCAUCUCCUUUGUCUUGGUCACGUUGAGGGAGAGGUUGUUGUCCUGGCACCACACGGCCAGAUCUCUGACCUCCUCCCUAUAGGCUGUCUCAUCGUUGUCGGUGAUCAGGCCUACCACUGUUGUGUCGUCGGCAAACUUAAUGAUGGUGUUGGAGUCGUGCCUGGCCAUGCAGUCAUGGGUGAACAGAGAGUACAGGAGGGGACUGAGCACGCACCCCUGAGGGGCCCCCGUGUUGAGGAUCAGUGUGGCAGAUGUGUUGUUACCUACCUACCUGUUGUUGCUUGGUGGUGCCCCUUGCUUAGUGGUGUUGCAGACUCUGGGGCCUUUCAGAACAGGUGUGUGUAUAUAUACUGAGAUCAUGUGACAGAUCAUGUGACCCUUAGAUUGCACACAGGUGGACUUUAUUUAGCUAAUUAUGUGACUUCUGAAGGUAAUUGGUUGCACCAGAUCUUAUUUAGCGGCUUCAUAGCAAAGGGGGUGAAUACAUAUGCACGCACCACUUUUCCGUUAUCUAUUUUCUAUAAUUUGUUUAACAAGUAAUUUUUUUCAUUACACUUCACCAAUUUGGACUAUUUUGUGUAUGUCCAUUACAUGAAAUCCAAAUAAAAAUCAAUUUAAAUGACAGGUUGUAAUGCAACAAAAUAGGAAAGACGCCAAGGGGAGGAAUACUUUUGCAAGGCACUGUAUUGUGUGUAGAUGGUGAGAAAAAAACAUCAAUUUCAUCCAUUUUGAAUUCAGGCUGUAACACGAUGUGGAACAAGUCAAGGGUUAUGAAUACUUUCUGAAGGCCCUGUGUCAACAUUUAGGAUGACUAUGUUUGAUGUACAGUUACAAGAUGACAUGGCGUCACACCCUGGGUUGUUCUGAACAGAAUGAACCUAUGUUUGUCUAUUAUGAAGACGAUUCGCAGCAGAACAUGCACCUGAAUGCACUCUUGACUACUUUCUAUGCACAACAUUUCGAUCUGUUUCUCUGAUUUGCCCUGUGAAAGCCUAACACUGUAAGAUCGAAUUUUAUAACUUAGCUAGUCAUGUUGGCAAUAGAACAAAUUAUGCCCACCUGACCCAGAUUGCGAAUUAUAAUGGGAUGUUUUUGGAUUGCGUAAACAACAACAGUAAUUGUGUGAUGGCAGGGAUGCAGGGCUGUGUUCCAAACAAAACUACAAGUGUGCUUGCUGUAGUUCCUCAACAGCUAGGAGAGCUCAAAAAAGUACCUUGUGGUUGAGGAUUCUUCUUUAAGUCAUAAAAGUGCAUUGAAAUGACUUAGGAACUGUGCACACUUUGGAUAGGUGUGUAGCCACUUGGAUACUACAGUUAGACCUCUCACUCAAACCCUUUACAUUUAUUUUGUCUUAUGUUGCACCUACCCCACAUUUUCCAGGAAUAUUCUUAUGAUUUUACUCUGUAUCCAGUGUAUAUUCAGAUUUCGUUAUCAACAAAUGUGAAAAGUACAGUAAAUGAAAAUUCUCAAAUCAACAGAUUAUGGUUUGGAUUCAGUCUUGUGUCAGGUGAGCUGUUUUGUUCUCAACUUUGGUCUAAUCAUUUUCCCAUAAUUUCCAAACUGUUGCCUUUCAGUUGCUACCAUUCUUUUCAUAUUCAUUCUGUAAGAAACAUUUAAAUGUAGCCCUAUCCAUAUAGGCCAAUUCCCACACGUGUAAAGGAUUAAAAUAGAUAAAUAAUGGUAAAACAUACACUACCGGUCAAAAGUUUUAGAACACCUACUCAUUCAAGGGUUUUUCUUUAUUGUUACUAUUUUCUACAUUGUAGAAUAGUAGUAAAGACAUAAACUAUGAAAUAACACAUAUGGAAUCAUGUAGUAGCCAGAAAAGUGUUAAACAAAUCAAAAUAUAUUUGAGAUUCUUCAAAUAGCCACCCUUUGCCGUGAUGACAGCUUUGCAGACUCUUGGCAUUCUCUCAACCAGCUUCAUGAGGUAGUCACCUGGAAUGCAUUUGAAUUAACUGGUGUGCCUUCUUAAAAGUUAAUUUGUGGAAUUUCUUUCCUCCUUAAUGCGUUUGAGCCAAUCAGUUGUGUUGGGACAAGGUAGGGGGGGUAUACAGAAAAUAGCCCUAUUUGGUAAAAGAGCAAGUCCAUUUUAUGGCAAGAACAGCUCAAAUAAGCAAAGAGAAACAACAGUCCAUCAUUACUUUAAGACAUGAAGGUCAAUACGGAAAAUGUCAAGAACUUUGAACGUUUCUUCAAGUGCAGUUGCAAAAACCAUCAAGCGCUAUGAUGAAACUGUCUCUCUCAUGAGGACCGCCACAGGAAUGGAAGACCCAGAGUUACCUCUGCUGCAGAGGAUAGGUUCAUUAGAGUUACCAGCCUCAGAAAUUGCAGCCCAAAUAAAUGCUUCACAUAGUUCAAGUAACAGACACAUCUCAACAUCACCUGUUCAGAGGAGACUGUGUGAAUCAGGCCAUGGUCGAAUUGCUGCAAAGAAACCACUUCUAAAGGACACCAAUAAGUAGAAGAGACUUGCUUGGGCCAAUAAACACGAGCAAUGGACAUUAGACCAGUGGAAAGUUGUCCUUUUGAUCUGGAGUCCAAAUUGGAGAUUUUUGGUUCCAACCGCUGUGUCUUUGUGAGACGCGGUGUUGUUGAACGGAUGAUCUCCCGAGUGGCGCAGUGGUCUAAGGCACUGCAUCUCAGUGCUUGAGGCGUCACUACAAACCCCCUGGUUCGAUUCCAGGCUGUAUCACAACCGGCCGUGAUUGGGAGUCCUAUAGGGCGGGUCCGGGUGACUGGAAGUCUAUGGGAACAGCUAGCAUAUGUCCAGUCAUUGCGCUAACGCUAGUUAGCAGUGGCUCGCAAAACUACCUUCAACUUCCUUCAUUCAAACUGCACGCAGAGACAAAAAUUGUAUCCAUGAGUUCAUCUGGGUAAGUAUAAAAAGGGCUUAAUUGCCAAAAUAUCGCACUAUCCCUUUUAAGAUCAGAUUGACAAGUUACAAUGUAUAUUUGUUGCAAACAGAAGGAGCAGUGGCGCUAAUGAGAGGCACAAGCGCACAGCCCCUGCUUGCUCCUCAUCUCUCUACAGUGCAGUGGGGCGAAUCAGUUAUAUUUCAGAUGGUGUCAACAUAAUUACAUUUUUAUGCAUUUUUAAGUAGAAUGUCUUUUUAAAAAGUCACCAGAAGUGACUUUCUCACAGUUGUUCUACAAAACAAUUAUCCUGUUGAGGCAUGCCCUUUGUUCACAGCAGUGGGUUCUGCCUCUCCUCUCCUUCCUGCUCAAUUUCCUGUGUGUGAAUCCUGGAAAGUGGAGAGGGAGUGAGCGUAGAUACCGUUCGGCGGCACUACUCUAGUCAUGGACACUCCAGGAGGGGCUACUCCUAUACAUCCCCUCCACAAAAUGUUAUACUUUCAUUUCCUGUCUCUGUUUCAUUCUAUUGGUGGCCAGAGGAAUGUGUCUGACACACUCCACCAAUGUUCCCUUGAAGCUGUGCAUGCAGUAGCCCUGAGACUGCCGCGCAGAAGAAAUAUCAGCCCACGGAGAGAAGAACGAGAUUGAACUUCACUCAACUUUGUAGAGUUUUCCCUGUUAACACUAUCAACCUUUCCCUUUACUGUGGCAAUUGUGAUCGAAUCAACGCAAUAUUAGUCACUUUCAAUAUGACAUACCGAAACAAAACAAAUUAUGCAAGAGAGUUUGUUGUAGGCAGAAUGAAUCGGAGUAGGAUUCUAUUGGGCAUGACUCAGCCUGUACUCUACACAGACCCGUGCGCCAUAACCAAUCAGAGCUGCAGUAGGCCUAUAUGCAAAUCUACCAUUGCCAUAUAUGGAUCUGUGCCAUUUACUUUGAAUUGGACUAUGUUUACAGCUGUGGUCGUGAGUAGAUGCGCUUGUUUUGAGAUCAAAGCAAGAGCUGGAUGUAGCCAUGUGUGGACAUUUUGUUCAUAUCCUUUGCUAGUUAGUGAGUUAGUAGCGUAAAGUGGUUUCUUGCAUCAAACAACACAAAAACUUUUCCAGUCACCACCUUGUCUGAAGGACAAGUGGAUAAACGGGUUAAUGUCAAGCCCUGCAUGUUUUUUUCAAAACUCUCAUGGAAUGUAGGCCUACGUUAAACACCACACAUUGGCUGCUACUUUAGGCUGAAUGAUAGAACAGCUAUUUCCAUGUUAACAUGUUAUGGGAUGCAUUUUCUCCAAUGUUUUUGAUGGUCGGCCACUCUGGUAGGCCUACAUUAUGAUCAAGUAGCCUACUUGGCCACUGUUAAAACUGUAACUUAAAGCAGGUAAAGCCUCAGUGUUCACAGUAAACGCACGCUGGAAGUUGCACAGAAUUUUCACAACGUUCACAGCAGACCUGAAAUUUGCUCAGUGCCUAAUGUUUUUGAGGGAACAUUGCACUCCACCCUUACCCAGCCAGCAGAGAAGCCAGAGAGGAGAGGUGAGGAGAGGGAGGACCUGCCUGCCAGGAUCUGGGCUCUGUCCAGACACCUGGACUAGUAUUGGGCUGGAGACUGGAGUGAUGGGCCUGAAUACUAAUAAAGCUGCCUCAAUGCUGCCUUUUCGCUCUUUGGCACAGGGAGAGUCCGACUAGUCUGGGGCUGAUUGUGAUUGCCUCAUACUGUGUUUCAUUAUGUGAUUAAAAGUAAGUACAUCAAUAACUGUUGUUUUCACUUAGCUGGUUGACAGAAGACUAAGUGGUAUCUGAGGGUUUUUAUCAGCUGUCAUAGCAGGGCACGAGAGGUGCCUGUUAAUCUGAGUCUGUGGGCCAUUUGUAAGCAAACCUGUUCAACCUGUCUCUACUCCACGCUCCUUUGAAUAUGAUUCCAAAAUAGAACCCAGCCGCAUUCUAUCCCUCUGACUCCAUAUCACCAAACACAGGGUUGGGGUAUGGCCUCUUUCUCACAAUUAAACAGUCAGUCACUAUAAGUGCUUUUCCAGAGUGAUUAAUUCAUUGUUUAUUUCUUCAAAGGUAGAGUUGAAAAGGAGGCCUAUUUGACUGAUUUAUUUGUUAUUGAACCAGUGUACACUAACGGUCAAAGGUUUUAGAACACCUACUCAUUCAAGGGUUUUUCUUUAUUUUUACUAUUUUCUACAUUGUAGAAUAAUAGUGAAGACAUCAAAACUAUGAAAGAACACAUGGAAUCAUGUAGUAACCAAAAAAGUGUUGAACAAAUCAAAAUAUAUUUUAUAUUUGAGAUUCUUCAAAUAGCCACCCUUUGCCUUGAUGACAGUUUUGCACACUGUUGGCAUUCUCUCAACCAGCUUCACCUGGAAUGCUUUUCCAACAGUCUUUGAAGGAGUUCCCACAUAUGCUGAGCACUUGUUGGCUGCUUUUCCUUCACUCCGCGGUCCGAUUCAUCCAAAACCAUCUCAAUUGGGUUGAGGUCGGGGGGAUUGUGGAGGCCAGGUCAUCUGAUGCAGCACUCCAUCACUCUCCUUAUUGGUAAAAUAGCCCUUACACAGCCUGGAGGUGUGUUGGGUCAUUGUCCUGUUGAAAAACAAAUGAUAGUCCCACUAAGCCCAAACCAGAUGGGAUGGUGUAUCGCUGCAGAAUGCAGUGGUAGCCAUGCUGGUUAAGUGUUCCUUGAAUUCUUAAUAAAUCACAGUGUCACCAGCAAUGCACCCCCACACCAUAACACAUCCUCUUCCAUGCUUUACGGUGGGAAAUACACAUGCAGAGAUCAUCUGUUCACUCACACUGCGUCACAAAGACACAGCGGUUGGAACCAAAAAUCUCAAAUUUGGACUCCAGACCAAAGGACAAAGUUCCACCGGUCUAAUGUCCAAUGCUCGUGUUUCUUGGCCCAAACAAGUCUCUUCUUCUUAUUGGUGUCCUUUAGUAGUGGUUUCUUUGCAGCAUUUCGACCAUGAAGGCCUGAUUCACGCAGUCUCCUCUGAACAGGUGAUGAUGAGAUGUGUCUGUUACUUGAACUCUGUGAAGCAUUUAUUUGGGCUGCAAUAUCUGAGGCUGGUAACUCUAAUGAACUUAUCCUCUGCAGCAGAGGUAGCUCUGGGUCUUCCAUUCCUGUGGCGGUCCUCAUGAGAGCCAGUUUCAUCAUAGCGCUUGAUGGUUUUUGCGACUGCACUUGAAGAAACUUUAAAAGUUCUUGAAAUGUUCCGUAUUGACUGACCUUCAUGUCUUAAAGUAAUGAUGGACUGUCGUUUCUCUUUGCUUAUUUGAGCUGUUCUUGCCAUAAUAUGGACUUGGUAUUUUACCAAAUAGGGCUAUCUUCAGGAUACCCCCCCACCCCCUACCUUGUAAUAACACAACUGAUUGGCUCAAAUGCAUUAAGAAGGAAAGAAAUUCCACAAAGUAACUUUUAAGAAGGCACACCUAUUAAUUGAAAUGCUUUCCAGGUGACUACCUCAUGAAGCUGGUUGAGAGAAUGCCAAGUGUGUGCAAAGCUGUCAUCAAGGCAAAGGGUGGCUAUUUGAAGAAUCUCAAAUAUAAAAUAUAUUUUGAUUUGUUUAACACUUUUUUGGUUACUACAUGAUUCCAUAUGUGUUAUUUCAUAGUUUUGAUGUAGUUACAAUGUAGAAAAUAGUACAAAAUAAAGAAAAACCCUUGAGUAGGUGUUUUAAACUUUUGACCGGUAGUGUAUAUUUUUUAUCUGGUCCUAUCUUUUUGUAGAGCAUGCUAGCAGGAAGUAUUGGACCUAUUCUGUGCUCUGUUUAUUCAGGACUGAAUAACUUGGCGGCAUACUUUCUUUCCUAAUUACUGUAUGAUCUGCACCAGGCCCCUGCCCUGCUCCCACAGCAUGUUUUCAUUUGUUGUCUUUGUAGAGCUGCUUACAUUAUGUGCUCGUCCCAAUCCAGCACUCAGCGCUCGCUUUUAGUGCCCUGGUGCAGCGUGGGCUUCUCUGGUUAGCUUCCCUCCCAGCUGCUGACUCAUUUCCCACAGUGGUAUUUUUUGGGGGGGAAGGGGUAAUGGGAGAGGGGGAAAGUAUGUGUGUGUGUGUGUACAGCAGGCAGUCAUCCCUCUGUGGUGGUUGAAGGUGGAUGAAGCGUAAUUGUCAAGACAGGCGUGCGUGGAGACAGGCUUUCACAAGCCAUGGAGAAACAGAAAAUAUGAAGCAGAUGGCACUACGGUUUACCAAGCCACAUCACAGCUUCUGCCACCCCAUUCAAGAUUUAGGGGCACAAAAUUACCAACAAUAAAAUGCUACAUUAAUUGCCAAGCUUUCAGCUCAGUAGUCAAAGAGAAUACUAUGCGCUUGAUGGAUUUUUGAUCUGAAUCUGCUUGUCCUAGUCAGCGUAGGGCAGGCUUAAUGAUGUUCACUGAAAGUUUGGCCUCCAGAAUUGAACCAAUUGCGACCCUUACCUGGCCAACCAACAGGCCUGCACACAGAGAUAAAGGUAAAUGGUUGUUUCGCAUGGUAACUGGAGAUUGGUGAUAACAACAGCAAGCUGUGUUUUUUUCUGGGUUAAUAAAGACAUUGAUUCCAGAGUCUCUUUCUUCUGUGGAAGACAGUGCUUGAGUGAUUAGGUUUCAGGGGCAGAGAAAGGAACAUUGUUCCGAAUAGCUGGAGUAUUCCAUGGCAACAGGAAAGUCGAACAAAAGAAGUGAGAGGGGAGAAGCCAAGCAAAACCACUGCAGUCCAACUGAGGCCUGGGAUGCAUCAGUGUGUUCCCGCCGUUCUACAAUUACAUUUUCUAUAACGUUUUCUCCAGUUAAUUACUGUACACCCCCAAAACCAAGCCUUUUUUCAUCCUUAAUGACAUUUCUGUCUGCUUUGGUUUUAUUGAUUCGUUUGGAUUUUAAUUGGCUAUUAAAUCCCAAACCAAUCUGAUUUCAUUGUUCACACAGACUUUUUCUAGAGCACACUGUUCUCAACCUUAGUAAAUGUGUGUGUCACAUAAUCCAAAGACUGAUGUACUUGGACUAAACUAUUUUCAUUUGAAAUGCCAGAGAGCAUUUUAACUGUACAUCCUGUAUUAAUUGGCAAAUCCACUCAUCUCAAUACCACGUGAGAUGGCAUUGCCUGUGUCCAAGCUUAAGCAUUGUCUGUCCAGCUAGGAGAAUAAAGCCUAAGCAUGGGAUGCAGGCAGGGGAUAUAGUGUUCAGCUAUGAGUAGAUUAUACCCACGGACAUGGUCAAAAUCUAGAUCUACCUCUAGUAAAAUGAUGAAAAUGCCAUUCUUCCCUUCACCACAAAAUUGCAGUAGUGUGUGCAAACCCUUUGGAUUCUAAUCUGUUUAUAUGGGAAUGUGCUUGUGAGAACCCAUAGCGGUCUACACAGAGACGGACGGUCGGUCGUCUCCUACUCCCACUGAGCGCCUGCCAGGUUCCUCAAGUCCUGACAUGCUCCAGCACCCAGACCUCAGACUGGGCUUCUCGGAGUGGAAAUGUUUACUGGAUUGCAUCAUGCAGCCUUCUCACUAUUACUCCAUCCAAGCUUCCAAAUGAAUCCAGUUCUAAUCUCUAAUCAUAUAGCCUUGCUCAGUCACUCUCUGCCUACCUUGGCAGAAGGCAACCUCUCUCUGUCUCUGAGGGUGGCUUGCGUUAAUCUCCUGGACCAUACAUCCUUACCAGUCGCAACAUCUGGGGAGCACUUGGAGAUCACAACGGCCAUGAACCGCCAUGAAGGGAGAGGAUUAGUCUCUCCCAGUUAGACAUCUAAGGUCUAAACCAUGGGGAGUGUUUGUUUUGUUGUUGUUUUUUUGGGGGGGGGCACGUUUACCCCCUUAGUUUGGUUCGUUUGGACUGGUGUGAACACUAUCCGCACCCGGGUGUGCACCAAACAACGCACUGUGGUUCGCUCAAAAAGGGUGGUCUCGGUUUCCAUUCUUACCGUGGGUGCGGUUCGCUACAGGUGUGAACGCAGUCCGGACCAAACUCGGGAAAAGAACCAGAGACGCAUAGUAUUAUUGGUUGUUUGACUGUGAGCUUUUGAGAAAAUGCACGCAUUAUCAUAACUUGAUAUCUUUGAAAAAUGUUGUGAGUAGCAGCGCUUUUAUGAGCACAUCCUAUGCAGAUUUAGGGGGACGGGGGCUAUACAGGGGAUACAGUGGGGGGAAAAAGUAUUUAGUCAGCCACCAAUUGUGCAAGUUCUCCCACUUAAAAAGAUGAGAGAGGCCUGUAAUUUUCAUCAUAGGUACAUGUCAACUAUGACAGACAAAAUGAGAAAGAAUGGGGCCAUGUAUCGUGAGAUUUUGAGUGAAAACCUCCUUCCAUCAGCAAGGGCAUUGAAGAUGAAACGUGGCUGGGUCUUUCAGCAUGACAAUGAUCCCAAACACACCGCCCGGGCAACGAAGGAGUGGCUUCGUAAGAAGCAUUUCAAGGUCCUGGAGUGGCCUAGCCAGUCUCCAGAUGUCAACCCCAUAGAAAAUCUUUGGAGGGAGUUGAAAGUCUGUGUUGCCCAGCGACAGCCCCAAAACAUCACUGCUCUAGAGGAGAUCUGCAUGGAGGAAUGGGCCAAAAUACCAGCAACAGUGUGUGAAAACCUUGUGAAGACUUACAGAAAACGUUUGACCUGUGUCAUUGCCAACAAAGGGUAUAUAACAAAGUAUUGAGAAACUUUUGUUAUUGACCAAAUACUUAUUUUCCACCAUAAUUUGCAAAUAAAUUCAUUAAAAAUCCUACAAUGUGAUUUUCUGGAUUUUUUUUCCUCAAUUUGUCUGUCAUAGUUGACGUGUACCUAUGAUGAAAAUUACAGGCCUCUCUCAUCUUUUUAAGUGGGAGAACUUGCACAAUUGGUGGCUGACUAAAUACUUUUUUCCCCCCACUGUAUAUGCUACUGAAUGUAUUCUCUGCACGUCGCAGUUAUAGCGGCUAUUGCGCUUUCCUCCCGCAUGUUGUUGGAAGACCAACGCGAAAGUGAUAUGAAUAUUUGGGACACACAAGUGAUGCUCCAUGAUGAUCAUAGCUGGAUUUAACCUGAGCAUUUUUGCCCAGUAAACAAAUGACUUGCAUGAACAUGUGGUUUUGUUUGGGCAUCUUAGUUUGUUUGACAUUUGGCAAUAUGAAACCAACCAGACCAAAUGGAAAAAAAUACAAUGUAACAAAUAAUCAAACUCUGAUUCGAACUAUAGCUCAGAACUGUGUGAGAAAACGCCCUUAGUAGAUAGCAGGCUAGGAUACAUCUAUCCUCUGAAGAAUGAGUAAGCCAGUUUGUGUCCGUCUCUGGUGUUCUUUACUAUACUGAACAAAAAUAUAAACGCAACAUGUAAAGUGUUGGUUCCAUGUUUCAUGAGCUGAAAUAAAAGAUCCCAGAAAUGUUCCAUAUGCACAAAAAGCUUAUUUCUCUCAAAUUUUGUUCACAAAUUUGUUUACAUCCCUGUUAGUUAGCAUUUCUUCAUUACCAAGAUAAUCCAUCCACCUGACAGGUCUGGCAUAUCAAGAAGUUGAGUAUUUCUGUCUGUAAUAAUGCGAUUUUGUGGGGAAACACUCAUUCUGAUUUGCUGGGCCUGGCUCCCAAGUGGGAGGGCCUAUGCCCACCCAGGCACACCCAUGGCUGCGCCCCUGCCCAGUCAUGUGAAAUCUGUAGAUUAGGGACUCAUUUAUUUAUUUCAAUUGACUGAUUUCCUUCUAUGAACUGUAACUCAGCAAAAUCUUUGAAAUUGUUGCAUGCUGUGUUUAUAUUUUUGUUCAGAAUAGUGCAUGCUCUGACUAACAGUGGGCCCCACUUUUCUGAGCUCGUCAAUGGGUUGUAAUAACACAUUGGGUCAGGUCUAAGGCGCUGUGGUUGCAUGAGGUAACAACUAUGCUGUUGUUACAGUGAGGUCACACUUGAAGCUGACCCCAUGCCUUAGAAAUUAGGGAGAACAGAACAACUCUAGACUAGAGUUCAUUCCCUUGGCUUUGACAGUUGUAGACUCCGCAUUCCCCUCUUUUAAACCUAAACAUAUCUUCCCUUUCCUCAGUUUCCUGCAGCCAGCAACACAUUUGAUUUUGAGUGCGUUUCCUGCAGUUCUUGACACAGGAUGUCUGAAGAAUAUCAAAGCUGAAGACUAAUGUGUGGUCCGCUCUAUUCUGUCCCCACUAUCAGUAGAGCUCUCUUCUCUCAGAGCAGAUCUGAGAUCAUCUGUAAAAAGCAGCUUUGAAAUCCCAGCUGGCUGUGCUGCUUGCUCUGGCUCUCUGUCUUUCUGGCUGGAUAUCACCUUGUGACUGAGGAGAGGACACACCAUACAGGCCUGGGAGCCCACAGCCCAAGCCGCUUUAGAUAGAUUGGAUACAUACCUUUUUUAAUACAUCCUGAUAACGUAGUCACUGCCAGCAGAUGGUUCUCCAGAGAGCAGAGAGCACCUUAACGUGACCCUAGGAGUGUUUCACAGAUUAGAUUAUGGAAGGCGGCCAUGUCAGCCAAUAAAUACAUUUACAUUUUAGUAAUUUAGCAGACGCUCUUAUCCAGAGCGACUUACAGUUAGUGAAUACAUAUUUUUUUUUAUACUGGCCCCCUGUGGGAAUCGAACCCACAACCCUGGCGUUGCAAACGCCAUGCUCUAUCAACAUGCUCUAUACACGCGGUAUGCCGGCUAAAUGAACUGUGUGAUGUUUGAUUUAUUCACAGAUAUGGUGGGGAUAAUGCCCACCUGUAAUGAAAGCUAACAGAGGGCAAGAGAUUGCUGACUGAAUACAGGCUUUCUGUGAGCUAUUCAUUUUAGCACUGAGGAUUACCACCUGUUGCCACAGAGCAUUGAUCUUUGCCACAUCCACUCUUUUCCUCCCAGCUGUGGCCUACUUUCUCUCGGGGCGGGGUGUGCUUUGCCAGCCACACUUUGUGCGACUAGGAUCCUAACAAGGAAACCGCUACAUCGUCUCUGAACUGAACGGAGACUGAGCUAGUGCUCUGAUGUUAUGUCUGCUGAAAUCAUAGGUUCUUUAAACCUUAAUGAAAUCCCUGUAACAGUGUGUCUUUGUGCAUACUGGCAUUUGCAUGCCUCAGUGCUUUUGUUUGCUGUAAACUAGUGAGACUGCAAGUUACCUCACUGUCCAAAAACUAAGGCACAAAAGCCUCUUUCACUGGCAAAGGGUGAACAAGAGUGGAUGGCACUGGGAGCACUUUUUUAUUGAUAACUAAUGAAGGGUUAGCGUUCAAGACAUCAAGGCCUAGUCUGCUUGAUAUUUAUUGAAACUCAUAACCACAGUAGAGACUAAUAAAUAGACUAGUUCUCAGCAGAACAGACUUAUUUUAGAGAAUAACACCAGUUCUAUGAGUACAGAGACAGAAUAUGUGUCUGGCCCUUAAGUCCAUUGCUUGUUGUUGGAGUGUGGGGAAGUGGUGUACCUAGUUGUAAGCCCCCUGUGCUUGUGUUCCCACACUGCAGGUGUUCAGCACCUACUCUAACGAGGAUUACGACCGGCGCAACGAUGAGGUGGAUCCCGUGGCGGCGUCGGCUGAGUACGAGCUGGAGAAGAGGGUGGAGAAGAUGGACGUGUUCCCCGUGGAAAUUGAAAAGGGUCCGUCUUCUUGUCUGUCUUUAAUCUUUCCUUUAUUAGUACCAUUGAGUACCAUCGUCCCUUUGAGUACCAUUGAGAUUUUUUUUACAAGGCAGCCCUGGCCAAGAUGCAUCAUCAUCAUCAUCAUCAUCACAAGGGUCCAGAGAAUGCAGUCCCAUCCAUCCAUUCUAACUCCCCAUCUUUCUUUGCCCCACAGGAGACAACGGCCUGGGCAUCAGUAUCAUAGGGAUGGGAGUGGGAGCUGACCAGGGCCUGGAGAAACUAGGAAUCUUUGUGAAGACCAUAACUGAGCGGGGAGCAGCUGAACGGGAUGGCAGGUGAUGCCCAGCCCUUUGGGGUAACGUGCUGCGCUCCACUGUGCUUAACCGAAGCAUUAAAGUUUUAACCGUGUUUUAACCGUGGCAGUUAAAAUGUGUUGUAAGUUAUAGGCCCAUCACGAUGAUCCACAACACUGUCGGGAUGUCAAAGGGUUCACAAGGGUCAAGAGACAAAUUGUAUGUUGGAAAGAGGGCGUGCAAUCAACAGGGGAGGAUAUUUGAGAAAUGUACUGUAACUACGUUGUAGUGACUCUUUUCCACAACAUAAGGCCAGAUACCCUGGGAAACAGAAGGAGACAUUUCUAAACAACUGACUGUAUUUAUAACCCUGUGAGGCACCGAAAGAAAAUGGCUCCUUCUGUUUCCCAGGGUAUCUGGCCUUAUGUUGUGGAAAAGAGUCACUACAACGUAGUUACAGUACAUUUCUCAAAUAUCCUCCCCUGUUGAUUGCACGCCCUCUUUCCAACAUACAAUAUGUCUCAAAUGUCUUGCCUUAUGAUUGCAUGUUGUCCUUUCCACUAGGAUCCAGGUUAAUGACCAGAUAGUGGAGGUGGAUGGGAUCAGUCUGGUAGGAGUGACCCAGCUGUUUGCUGCUACAGUGCUGAAGAACACUAAAGGAACAGUCAGGUGAGCUCAGAGUCCAGCUCUAGUAGGCCCUUUGAAAUAAGUCGUAAUCAUCCUCGGUGUGGCUAGCCUCGCCCCCAGAGUUCUAGGUCAUCUGGGAACAUGAGAUUAAGGUGUGGCAGUAAUGGAGCCUCCCACAAAAUUACCUCAUAGCUAUCUUUAAGUGAUUAGGUAUGACUGGAAGAAAAUACAUUUCCUUGAAAAAUUGAGAAAUAUUGAAUAAAUUGGUUUGUUUUUAUUAUUGUCACACAAACAGCUUUCUGAUUGGCCGGGAGAAGCCGGGGACGCAGAGCGAGGUGGCGCGUCUGAUCAGCGAGACCCUGGAGCAGGAGAAGAGCGAGCAGGAGCAGCAGCACCUGGACGACCCCUAUGAACAGUCCACCGAGGAGGUGAGUCACCUGGCCCGACCCUGGUCCCUGGCCCGUUGGUUAACCCAAGCCAGUCACGCUCCAUCCGGGAAGGGAGCAGUGAGUAACCCUGGUGCUAUGUGGGUGGGGUGGCUGCUGGAGCCUGCUGGAAUUGUGCAAUGUUUGCUUUUCAAAAGCACAGGCAACCACAUGCCUUUAUUUAGAAAGGGAACUGGGCAUGAAAAGGUAGGGCACCUGGAAAAGAGACAAAGCUUAAACCUAUUGGAUCUGAUAAAAGGCGAUAUACAAUGAUUAUACAAAACAUUAAGAACACCUGCUCUUUCCAUGACAUAGACUGACCAGGUGAAAGCUAUGAUCCCUUAUUAUGUCACUUGUUAAAUCCACUUCAAUCAGUGUAGAUGAAGAGAUGAAACAGGUUAAAGAAGGAUUUUUAAGCCUUGAGACAAUUGAGACAUGGAUUGUGUAUGUGUGCCAUUCAGAGGGUGAAUGGGCAAGACAAAAGCUUUAAGUGCCUUUGAAUGGGGUUUGGUAGUAGGUGCCAGGCGCACCAGUUUGUUUUAAAAACUGCAACGCUACUGGGUUUUUCACGCUCAACAGUUUCCCGUGUGUAUCAAGAAUAUUCCACCACCCAAAGGACAUCCAGCCAACUUGACAUAACUGUGGGAAGCAUUGGAGUCAACAUGGGCCAGCAUCCCUGUGGAACACUUUCAACACCUUGUAGAGGCCAUGCCCAGACGAAUUGAGGCUGUUCUGAGGGCAAAAGGGGGGGUGCAACUCAAUAUUAGGAAGGUGUUCUUAAUGUUUUGUACACUCAGUGUACAUGUCCCAUUGUGGAGCAUAUCAUAUAGAUACAGUGCAUUGGGAAAGUAUUCAGACCCCUUGACUUUUUCCACAUUUUGUUACGUUACAGCCUUAUUCUAAAAUUGAUUAAAUAGUUUUUUCCCCCUCAUCAAUCUACACACAAUACCCCAUAAUGACAAAGAAAAAACAGGUUUUUAGACAUUUGUGCAAAUGUAUUUUUAAAAAAAUACAGAAAUAUCACAUUUACAUAAGUAUUCAGACCCUUUACUCAGUACAUUGUUGAAGCACCUUUGUAAGCUAUUACAGCCUUGAGUCUUUUUGGGUAUGACGCUACAAGCUUGGCACACCUGUAUUUUGGAAGUUUCUCCCAUUCUUCUCUGCAGAUCCUCUCAAGCUCUGUCGGGUUGGAUGGGAAGCGUCGCUUCACAGCUAUUUUCAGGUCUCUCCAGAGAUGUUCGAUCAGGUUCAAGUCCGGGCUCUGGCUGGGCCACUCAAGAAUAUUCAGAGACUUGUCCCGAAGCCACUCCUGCAUUGUCUUGUUCUGUGCAUAGGGUCGUUGUCCUGUUGGAAGGGGAACUUUCGCCUCAGUCUGAGAUCCAAAGCGCUCUGGGGCAGACUUUCAUCAAGGAUCUCUCUGUACAGUCCCGUGUAGCUCAGUUGGUAGAGCAUGGCGCUUGCAAUGCCAGGGUUGUGGGUUCGAUUCCCACGUGGGGCCAGUAUGAAAAUGUAUGCACUCACUAACUGUAAGUCACUCUGGAUAAGAGCGUCUGCUAAAUAACAAAACAAAUAUUUUAUAAUAAUACUUUGCUCCGUUAAUCUUUCCCUCGAUCCUGACCAGUCUCCUACCCCAUGUCGCUGAAAUCAUCCCCACAGCAUGGUGCUGCCACCACCAUGCUUCACCGUAGGGAUGGUGCCAGGUUUUCUCCAGACAUGACGCUUGGCAUUCAGGCCAAAGAGUUCAAUCUUGGUUUCAUCAGACCAGAGAAUCUUGUUUCUCAUGGUCUGAGUCCUUUAGGUGCCUUUUGGCACAUUCCAAGCGGGCUGUCAUGUGUCUUUUACUGAGGAGUGGCUUCCGUCUGGCCACUCUACCAUAAAGGCCUGAUUGGUGGAGCGCUGCAGAGAUGGUUGUCCAUCUGGAAGAUUCUCCCAUCUCCACAGAGGAACUCUGGAGCUCUGUCAGAGUGACCAUCGGGUUCUUGGUCACCUCCCUGACCAAGGCCCUUCUCCCCUGAUUUCCGGUUUGGCCGGGUGGCCAGCUCUAGGAAGAGUCUUGGUGGUUCCAAACUUCUUCCAUUUAAGAAUGAUGGAGGCCACUGUGUUCUUGGGGACCUUCAAUGCUGCAGACAUUUUUUGGUACCCUUCCCCAGAUCUGUGCCUCGGCACAAUCCUGUCUUGGUUUUUGCUCUGACAUGCACUGUGAACUGUAGGACCUUAAAUAGACAGGUGUGUGCCUUUCCAAAUCAUGUCCAAUCAAUUGGAUUUACCACAGGUGGACUCCAAUCAAGUUGUAGAAACAUCCCAAGGAUGAUCAAUGGAAACAGGAUGCGCCUGAGCUCAAUUUCGAGUCUCAUAGCAAAGGGUCUGAAUACUUAUGUAAAUAAGGUAUUUCUGUUUUUUAUUUUGAAUACAUUUGCAAACAUUUCUAAAAAUCUGUUUUCGCUUUGUCCUUAUGGGGUAUUGUGUGUAGAUUGAUGAGGAAAACAAUUAAUUAAUUUAAUCCAUUUUGGAAUAAGGCUGUAACGUAACAAAAUGUGGAAAAAGUCAAGGGGUCUGAAUACUUUCGAAGGCACUUUGAAUGCCGUGCUACUCCUGUUCAAGGAGCUGUUGGUCGUGGUGAACAAAUUUGGUCAUUUCUAUGUGUGUAUGCAAAUAAUCUGUGCAGUAGUGUGUGGUUGUGUGAUGGGGCUUUGUGUGUUAUCUUUUUCUGUGCGGUGGCUCAUGUUUGGGGUUGUGUGUGUGUGUGUGUGUGUGUGAUGGAACAUGUUGAUGAGCAGAAUAUAUGAAUUUCCUGCUGAUACAGGCCUCCUGUUGGGCUCUCUGCAGGCUACCACGGUAACACUGGGAUAUGAUGUAGUGAUUACCCAUACCUCCCCCCUGGGCUCCGAGCCGAGCUGCUGGGCGCCACGUGGGCAGGUGAUUGGCUGCGUGAUGUCAUUGUGUGGUUGUGGUUGGUUGUGUUUCAGGAGGAGCACUACGAGGAAGAGGAUGGAGAGGAGGGAGGCAUCCUAGAGUCUAGUUUCUCCGGCGGAAGGACUGUGGAGGUGUCUGACCUGCCGGAGACCGAGGCCAUGUUCAAGCCCUCCAACGUGGACUCCACACAGAUGGGCUUGAAAUUCAAGGAGGUAUUUCAAAUGCUAGAAUUAUCACAAGUUUACAGUAUGGUGGAUGUGUAAUUAUUUGUGUGAUAUGUGCUUGUUUUUGUUACUUAAAUUGUUUAUUUCUUUACCCUAGCUCCAGCUGAAACAAAGCAUAGCAACAGCUGAAAUAAACCAACUGAAGGAAAAGGUAUGAUCAAUGCUUGUAGUGUAAGCUGUCGCCAGCCCGGUGACCAACCAUAAAUGUCAUCAGUCAUGCUCUCUGUCUCUGCCUGUCUGUCAUCUGACUGACCGAAAUUAUUUGAAUAUGUUGAUUUUACUAGUAGAUGAGAAGCCCUUACAUUUAGGUACUAAAAAUACAUUUCACUCUUCCUCUACAGCUAAGGGCGUCCGAGGAGGACAACGCAUCCAGGGAGCCCAUGGAGGUUGAGUUGGAGCAGAAGAUUGAGGAGAAUAAUGAGAAGAUGUUGAAGCUGGAGAAGGACUGGCUGGAGGCCCAGGAUCUGUGUAAAACUGUCAACAAGCAACUGUCGGAGACCCAGAGCCAGUACGAGGCCCUGGACAAGAAAUACAACAAGGCCAAAAAACUGCUCAAGGACUACCAGCAGAAGUGAGUUGAGUUCACUAAGGGCCAGGUUAGACGUGCAUUAUUGCAUUAUUUAGAAGUCUCGACUUCAGCUGAGUGAGUUUCUGUGUUGACCUGAGCUUCCCAUGCUCUGAACAGGCGGAAGGCCUUCCACUACGCUGAGUCAUGUUGUGUAGAAAGUACAAUAUGUUUAUAUGUCGAUGGAAUGAUUUAUGAAGUCUAAUGGUCUGAUUCCUUUCCAGGGAGAUUGACUUUGUGAAGAAGGAGGAGGAGAUGAAGAAAGUUCUAGACGAGAAGGAUCGAUGGUACAAGGAGCAGCUUGAAAGCCUGCAGGACAGGGUAAGAGGAACAUAUUGGAAGAAAGACACUUCAACAUUAGAACAGACCUAGUGGAGAAGAAGUUGACUGUCCAUUCUGUGGUUCUCUCCUCAGAUAGCGGUCCUGGAGGGCAGCGGUCCGCCUGCUGACCGUGAAGAGACCCAGUCGGGUCAGGACUCUGCUGUGGAGAGGAGAUGGAGCAGCCAGGGGAGUGAAGGCCCUGUCACCAACACACAGUCAGUGGACUCUCUAACGCUAGGUAGGGCUCAAUGUACACUUGACGAACAGGCUAGGAGCCACCCAUCAUUUACUACCAUUGGAAAGCGUGACUGUCUCUGAACACGAGUAUGUCUGAGAAUAGUGUACAGUGUAUGCCUUAUGUUGUGUUUACUGAGCUCUGAGCUGUGUUUUGUCUCUCAUCCACAGAUACAGACUGGAGCGAGCUGGUCCCUGAGACUGAGCGCUUGGACACCAGUGCACACAAAGCCAAGGGCCUACUGGCCCCAAGGAGGAAUCGUCCGUCUCGCAAUAAACUGAAGGAGAACCUUGGCAUGUCCCCUUGCCACUCACAGGUCAGCUCGGAAAGUUCUCUCAGUCAUUUUGAAAACAAUUUCAGGGUCAAUAGUACUAGCUAAUUCAAAGAUGUAUUCUUCCGCAUCUCCUUCUAUGGAUGCAUGUUCAAUACCAAUAUUCACAUGUAUCAGGUCUAUCUCCACUGUUUGUCUGCUCACAUCACUGCUGACUGUUUUUCCCUCCAGGAGAACGAGGAGGAGGACUCUACCAGGAGGAAGAGGUGCAUCCAGGAGAGCCUGUCCCUGCCCGUGCCCAUGUGCUAUCCUAGGACCGGCCAGAGGGACGACACCCCCGAGGCUGGGGAGAGAUCCAGGAGCAAGGUGAAGCUCUCCAGCAGCCCCUCCCUGCCCCCGUCCCAGAGAGAUAGUGUCGAAAGCGGGGGCAGUCCUUCCCUGUCCCCACCCAAAGACACCUCUUUGCCCUCACCACACUCCCCCUCAGGGUUCCUUCGCAACGUCAAGAAGAGGGAGUCCAAGGGGAAGGGCAAGGAGCUCAAAGGUACUGCCCCUCAUCAACAGAUGAAUCUGCUACCCACAAUAUGCUCUUUACACAGCACAUUUACAAAACCUGUUGUUGCUGCUACCUCCACUGACUGUCACCAUAUUGAUAUGCCUCUUACUGGCUCUCUGCUUGUGGCAGUUCAUUUCGUUGUCAAAAAUGUAACUCUGUUACAGAUGAAACAAAUGAGAGUUCUUCAGUAGGAAAACCCAAAAAGACGAUUUUUGGGUAAGUGCCUGAGAUAAUAAUUAAUUUUCAGUUUGACAGUCCUGUUAGUCCUGCACCAUCUAAAGCUUUUGAAAACCAACAGUGGCCUCCGGAAGUCUGGUGGCAAAGGGAAGAAACAUGACAAGGAGGCGAUGCGAGCAUCUCUGGACAGCAGGUAUGUCACAUGUCAUGUUACCAGGCCUACUGUUUCACCACAUUCUAGAUAUGUCAUCACCGUACACUCACAGCUCUGCUAUCAGAGGACCUUUGUGCUAUUAAAGGGACAAUAUGUAACUUGGAGACUUUGCUUAUUUUUCUUCAUUUUCCUAAUGCCCAGGGGUUCUGCCGAGCUCCUGGAGGAAUCUGGGGGAAACCUGUCCCCUUCUGAGUCCAUGACCUCUAUACCCACCUGUAUGCCCUUCUCCUGGUUUGGGGACAGAGACAGGGACAAGGAGCCUUCGUCCACCAGCAGCAGUCUACCAUACGCAGCCACUGAGACCAGCAGUGAGCAGAGCCAGGACCGCAAGAACAAGGUGAGUGUACACACACACACACACACACAGUGCCAUCAAAAGAUAAUCUAGACAUCUUUAUCCAAGAGGUAGAGAUGUUCAGUAACGUCAGAAUCACCAGUAGCAAACGGAAGCAGAACACAUAAAGGAAUUAUUGCAUUAGGCCAUUUUACUGGUAUGCCGAAUAUAGCCGGGACUCUAAUUACAUUUCAUUUGCUACUACUAAGUGGAAUGAAAGCAGUCCUGUGUCACUGAACUGACCUCUCUGUCAUUUCUGGACUGUUUCAUGGUGAGUUGGCCAGUAAUAAGCCAGUGAUUCAUUGGUCAGUAAUCCACUGUUUAAAGCAUGUUUUUGCUCUGCGUGGAAAUACCAAAUCCAGUCAAGAAAUGUGUAGCAGCCGGCCGGUAUCGUUUUUCCCAGAGUGUGACGAUGAUGUUGCUGUGGAGUGGCUGGUCUGUCUCCUAUAGCUCCUCCCAUUCAGGAAGAGAACAGAACAGGGUUGCGCUGCUGCUGCUGCUGCCUGUGGAACCAUAUGGAGGCCGUGUGUUUGUGUCCCAAAUGGCACCCUAUUCCUCUAUGGGCCCUGGUCAAAAGUAGUGCACUAUAUAGGGAACAGGGUGCCAUUUGAGAUGCAGCCCCGUCAUUAAUCUGAGAGCGAGAAAAGGAGGAGGAGGAUUCACUGGCAUUUCAAUGGCUUAGCAACCAGAGAAUUAUCCCCAUUAAAUGCAUCUGCACAAAUAGGCCUGAGUAAUUCACAACCAGGCUGCCCGGUGAGUAGAUGGAGGCCAACAGCACCAGGGCUGUGGGGAGUGGGCGGUGUGUGCCACAAACAGGGCCUCCCCUGGUUCCGCUGGCUGGAAUUCUACUACUCUGUGUGAUCCGGUGCCAGCUGGAGCUGGGUGUCAACCACAGUGUACAGUCGUGGUCAAAAGUUUUGCGAAUGACACAAGUAUUGGUCUUCACAAAGUUUGCUGCUUCAGUGUUUUUAGAUAUUUUUGUCAGAUGUUACUAUGGUAUACUGAAGUAUAAUUACAAGUGUCAAAGGCUUUUAUUGACAAUUACAUUAAGUUUAUGCAAAGAGUCAAUAUUUGAGAGUGAGUGAGCCCACUCCCUUGGCUGAGAAGCAACCCCACACAUGAAUGGUCUCAGGAUGCUUUACUGUUGGCAUGACACAGGACUGAUGGUAGCGCUCACCUUGUCUUCUCCGGUCUAGCUUUUUUCCGGAUGCCCCAAACAAUCGGAAAGGGGAUUCAUCAGAUAAAAUGACUUUACCCCAGUCCUCAGCAGUCCAAUCCCUGUACCUUUUGCAGAAUAUCAGUCUGUCCCUGAUGUUUUUCCUGGAGAGAAGUGGCUUCCUCGCUCCCGUUCUUGACACCAAGCCAUCCUCCAAAAGUCUUCGCCUCACUGUGCGUGCAGAUGCACUCACACCUGCCUGCUGCCAUUCCUGACCAAGUUCUGCACUGGUGGUGCCCCGAUCCCGCAGCUGAAUCAACUUUAGGAGACGGUCCUGGCGCUUGCUGGACUUUCUUGGGCACCCUGAAGCCUUUUUCACAACAAUUGAACCUCUCUCCUUCAAGUUAUUGAUGAUCCGAUAAAUGGUUGAUUUAGGUGCAAUCUUACUAGCAGCAAUAUCCAAGCCUGUGAAGCCCUUUUUGUGCAAAGCAAUGAUGACGGCAUGUGUUUCCUUGCAGGUAACCAUGGUUAAUAGAGGAAGAACAAUGAUUUCAAGCACUACCCUCCUUUUAAAGCUUCCAGUCUGUUACUCUUAACUCAAUCAGCAUGACAGAGUGAUCUCCAGCCUUGUCCUCGCCAACACUCUCACCUGUGUUAACAAGAGAAUCACUGACAUGAUGUCAUCUGGUCCUUUUGUGGCAGGGCUGAAAUGCAGUGGAAAUGUUUUUGGGUGAUUAAGUUCAUUUUCAUGGCAAAGAGGGACUUUGCAAUUAAUUGCAAUUCAUCUUAUCACUCUUCAUAACAUUCUGGAGUAUAUGCAAAUUGCCAUCAUAAAAACUGAGGCAGCAGACUUUGUGAAAAUUAAUAUUUGUGUCAUUCUCAAAACUUUUGACCACGACUGUACAGUAUGGAGAACGACUUGACAAGCUCUCUAACCGUCCUUCUUUCAAACAGACAAAUCUCUCCUGGUCCUCUUUAUUCAGUCGCUCGUUAGAUUUGGUACAGUAUGAUUUCCUUUUUACACCCCCAAUCUUAGAGGAGCUGGUAGAUUAGAACUAACCAGUCAUCUAGUGUAGUGUUGUGAUAGUUAAUUUCACAUCUAGAUCAUACUAAAUCCCUAACAUUGAUUUGUGUUGUUGUAGUGGAAUUGGGUUUGUGGUAGUGUGUCAAGCAUUCAGAAAGUAUUCACACCCCUUAACGUUUUCCACAUUUUGUUGUGUUACAGCCUGAAUUUAAAAUGGAUGAAUUAAAGAUUGUUGUGUUACUGCCCUAUACACAAUACCCCAUAAUAUCAAAGUGGAAUUAUGUUUUUUGACAUUUUUACAAAUGAUUUAUAAAUGAAAAGCUGAAAUAUCUUGAGUCAAUAAGUAUUCAACCCCUUUGUUAUGGAAAGCCUAAAUAAGUUCAGGAGUAAAAAUGUGCUUAACAAGUCACAUAAUAAAUUGCAUGGACUCCAUAUGUGUGCAAUAAUAGUGUUUAACAUGAUUUUUGAAUGACUACCUCAUCUCUAUACCCCACACAUACAAUUAUCUCUAAGGUACUUCAGUCGAACAGUGAAUUUCAAACACAGAUUCAACCAUGAGGCCAAUGGUGACUUUAAAACAGUUACAGAGUUUAAUGACUGUGAUAGGAGAAAACUGAGGAUGGAUCAAAUACAUUGUAGGUACUCCACAAUACUAACCUAAUUGACAGAGUGAAAAGGAGGAAGCUUGUACAGAAUACAAAUAUUCAAAAAUAUGCAUCCUGUUUGCAACAGGGCACUAAAGUAAUACUGCAAAACAUGUGGCAAAGAGCAAAUCACUUUUUGUCCUGAAUACAAAGUGUUAUGUUUGGGGUAAAUCCAAUACAACACAUAUUUUUUUAUUUUUUUUAUUUUACCUUUAUUUAACUAGGCAAGUCAGUUAAGAACAAAUUCUUAUUUACAAAUUCUUAUUCACGGUCGGUUGUGAUACAGCCUGGAAUCGAACAAGGGGGUCUGUAGUGACGCCUCAAGCACUGAAAUGCAGUGCCUUAGACCACUGCGCCACUCGGGAGCCCGAGUACUGAGUACCACUCUCCAUAUUUUCAAGCAUAAUGGUGGCUGCAUCAUGUUAUGGGUAUGCUUGUAAUCGUUAAGGACUGGGGAGUUUUUCAGGAUAAAAAUAAAUGGAAUGGAGCUAAGCAUAGGCAAAAUCGUAGAGGAAAUCUGGUUCAGUCUGCUUUCCACCAGACACUGGGAAAUGAAUUCAUCUUUCAGCAGGACAAUAACCUAAAACGCAAGGCCAAAUCUACACUGGAGUUGCUUACCAAGAAGACCAUGAACGUUCCUGAGUGGCCGAGUUAAGUAGAUAUUUUUCUACUAGAAAAUCUAUGGCAAGACCUGAAAAUGGUUGUCUAUCAAUGAUCAACAACCAAUUUGACAGAGCUUGAAGAAUUAUGAAAAGAAUAAUGGGCAAAUGUUGCACAAUCCAGGUGUGGAAAGCUCUUAAGAGACUUACCCAGAAAGACUCACAGUUGUAAUCGCUGCCAAAGAUGCUUCUACAAAGUAUUGACUCAGGGUGUGAAUACUUAUGUAAAUUAGAUAUUUCUGUAUUUCAUUUUCAACAAAUUUGCAAAUAUUUCUAAAAACAUGUUUUAUGGGGUAUUGUCUGUAGAUGAGUGAGAGAGAAAAAAACAAUUUAAUCCAUUUUGAAUUCAGGCUGUGACAACAAAAGGAAUACUUUCUGAAGGCACUGUAAAUCGAACAUUUCACAUUUAUGCUUCCACGCCAUACCUUUCAUAUCACACAUGAUAUGAUUAAUAUUAUCAGUCGGAAUUAAUCACAAAUGAUUGAAAAACAUAGUCUUGAUACAGUACCACAUAGUUUUUUGAGUGGCGUUUUAGUGCUGUACCAGUAGAAAUAGUUGUUUGUGUGUGUCAUAAUUGUCGUAGUAGAAGUAGCUUUUGUCAUGCUAGUAAUUGUCGAGUUAUGUUUGUCGUGAACUCAACUGAUAAUCCAGUUGGAUUUAUGAAUGUGUAAUCAAAGACCUGAUAUCUUCUUCUACCCCUCUGUUAUGAUGAUAAUGUAUUUACACAGUAUUCCCAGUGUUGAUAUCACCAUAGAGCAAAUCAUGUCAAUGAUAAUCCCUAUUUAAUUCUCAACCUCAAUUUCCACAUUUACACUGUUACCACUGCUGAUCCCUUUUCUCCCUAGAGCUUUAGUCCCCAGAACUGUCGUUUACCCACCCAUGUGUUUGUCUAGUUAAUGCGUUCCUCCUUGUUUCCUCCUUGUUCCACUGUUCCAGAGUUUGUCAGUCAUAGAUGAUUCAAACCUUGGCAGUCCCAGUUCAGACAUCUCAGGCUUAGUUGCAGAGCCCAUUCUGUCUGGGCGCUCACAUACUUUAAUCUUCUCGUCCAGUGAGGUGAGUGCUCUCUCUCUUUGUUCCACAAAACCCUGUGUGGGAUGGUGCUGCUCAGAUGUCUCUGAAAGGGGACAGUAUCAAGCAUGCUCUUUGAGUUUACCCCCCUUGUGGCUGUGGUGAUGGAAUCGUGAAUGACCACCGGAGAAUGAAGUUGCAUGUGUGUGCUGAAGUUUGUCUGUGUGGUGUUAAAACAAGCUUGGGGUCCUUGUUGUGCUACUACCAGCUGAACUAGCAGUAGAGGCUACUCCAGUUGUCUUCUGUUUUUCUCAUAGACCAUAGAACAGGGAUCAUCAACUAGAUACAGCCGCGAGCCUAUUUUGUUCUUGAGCGGAUGGUCGGUGGGGCGGAACAUAAUUACAAAUCAUUUGUAGACUGAAAAUUGGCUGCAAGAAGCCCAAACAGAUAUAAUAUUUGACUAAAGCAUAAUCAUUUCAAACCUUGUUUACAUUUGUACAGUGGGGGAAAAAAGUAUUUAGUCAGCCACCAAUUGUGCAAGUUCUCCCACUUAAAAAGAUGAGAGAGGCCUGUAAUUUUCAUCAUAGGUACACGUCAACUAUGACAGACAAAUUGAGAAAAAUAAAUCCAGAAAAUCACAUUGUAGGAUUUGUAAUGAAUUUAUUUGCAAAUUAUGGUGGAAAAUAAGUAUUUGGUCACCUACAAACAAGCAAGAUUUCUGGUUCUCACAGACCUGUAACUUCUUCUUUAAGAGGCUCCUCUGUCCUCCACUCGUUACCUGUAUUAAUGGCACCUGUUUGAACUUGUUAUCAGUAUAAAAGAUACCUGUCCACAACCUCAAACAGUCACACUCCAAACUCCACUAUGGCCAAGACCAAAGAGCUGUCAAAGGACACCAGAAACAAAAUUGUAGACCUGCACCAGGCUGGGAAGACUGAAUCUGCAGUAGGUAAGCAGCUUGGUUUGAAGAAAUCAACUGUGGGAGCAAUUAUUAGGAAAUGGAAGACAUACAAGACCACUGAUAAUCUCCCUCGAUCUGGGGCUCCACGCAAGAUCUCACCCCGUGGGGUCAAAAUGAUCACAAGAACGGUGAGCAAAAAUCCCAGAACCACACGGAGGGACCUAGUGAAUGACCUGCAGAGAGCUGGGACCAAAGUAACAAAGCCUACCAUCAGUAACACACUACGCCGCAAGGGACUCAUGUCCAGGCCCGUCUGAAGUUUGCUAGAGUGCAUUUGGAUGAUCCAGAAGAGGAUUGGGAGAAUGUCAUAUGGUCAGAUGAAACCAAAAUAGAACUUUUUGGUAAAAACUCAACUCGUCGUGUUUGGAGGACAACGAAUGCUGUGUUGCAUCCAAAGAACACCAUACCUACUGUGAAGCAUGGGCGUGGAAACAUCAUGCUUUGGGGCUGUUUUUCUGCAAAGGGACGAGGACGACUGAUCCGUGUAAAGGAAAGAAUGAAUGGGGCCAUGUAUCGUGAGAUUUUGAGUGAAAACCUCCUUCCAUCAGCAAGGGCAUUGAAGAUUAAACGUGGCUGGGUCUUUCAGCAUGACAAUGAUCCCAAACACACCGCCCGGGCAACGAAGGAGUGGCUUCGUAAGAAGCAUUUCAAGGUCCUGGAGUGGCCUAGCCAGUCUCCAGAUCUCAACCCCAUAGAAAAUCUUUGGAGGGAGUUGAAAGUAUGUGUUGCCCAGCGACAGCCCCAAAACAUCACUGCUCUAGAGGAGAUCUGCAUGGAGGAAUGGGCCAAAAUACCAGCAACAGUGUGUGAAAACCUUGUGAAGACUUACAGAAAACGUUUGACCUGUGUCAUUGCCAACAAAGGGUAUAUAACAAAGUAUUGAGAAACUUUUGUUAUUGACCAAAUACUUAUUUUCCAUCAUAAUUUGCAAAUAAAUUCAUUAAAAAUCCUACAAUGUGAUUUUCAGGGGGAGAAAUUAUCAUUUUGUCUGUCAUAGUUGACGUGUACCUAUGAUGAAAAUUACAGGCCUCUCUCAUCUUUUUAAGUGGGAGAACUUGCACAAUUGGUGGCUGACUAAAUACUGUUUUUCCCCACUGUAUAUGGUCACGUGUCUUUCUAUUAUGCGUGGAAAUACUUGGGAACAGAUUUCCCAAAUAAAAAUCACUUUGAGCUGAUUUCCUGGUGUUUUUACUGUUUUUUAUGUCCAACAAUGAAAAUAAAAUAAAAUAUUACAAAAAUACUUGGGGGGCCAAAUAAAACCACACCGCGGGCCGUCUGCCAGUUGGGGAGCCCUGCCAUAGAAUGAUCUGUGCCGCUCCUGUGUCUGUUUAGUGGAACUUGUCUUACAUUCCUUAUCAUAUGGUGUUGGAUUGUGUGUAUAAUUGUGUUUUAUGACUGUAUUGCUUAUCUUGUUGGUGUUUCAGUUGAUAAGUGAUUUAUUUUAUUCUGAUAAAUGUUAGACCAAUGCCCUGCUUACUAUACUCAAACAAGCAGAGGUAUGCCAGGUAGAACAAAACGGACAUGCUCCCUCUGCAUGUUCUGGCCUGUUCCACUUAUCAGCGUUGUGACAAACUCUGAAUGGACCAGUGGACACAGCCUUUUUAUGUGAUUUCAGUCACUGGAUGUGCAAUGCAUGUACCAAAUGCUUUGCACCGUGCCAUGUUUUGAUAUUGUGCUUAAACGUUCAUUUGCUAUUUAAUCCAUUAUACUGUGCUCUAGGUGACUUGUUUCGUUAGUUUUUUUGGGAUGUCAUGUGUUUCUUGGUGUUCCGUAGACCCUGGAUGAUGAGCCAGUGCCCACAGGGAAGGAAUAUCAAUGGCAGAACCGCCCUGUCCUUGAGUGGAACAAUCAGCAAGUCUGUCACUGGUUGAUGGGCAUGAACAUGGACCAAUACACGCCUGAGUUCACCGCCAAGGGUGUGGAUGGCCAUCAGCUCAUGCUCCUGGACAGUGACAAGUUGAAGGUACGAGGGCAUCACAAGCAACAAGACCAAAGUUCAGAACUCAUAUGUUGGCCACACAGAGUUUCAGGCAGAAUGAAGAAUGUACAAUUGAAAUGAUUUUCAUAUCAUCUAAACGCAAGCUCUUCCAUUUGCCACAAGUCAGGUUUAUAAGGUAUAGACUGCCACCUUAUGGCCAAAAAUGACACAAUAAAUGAGAGGAUAUUGUCAGAAGUGUAUAUACAUUUCAGAGAGGUGUGCUCUAGAAUGUGACCAGUGAUGUUUGUCCCUUCAGGCCCUGGGUGUGUCCAGCCAGAGUGACCGGGCCACCAUCAAGAAGAAGCUGAAGGACAUGAGGAAGUCCCAGGAGAAGCUGGAGAAACAGAAGGAGAAAAGGGAAAAGGAGGCACGACGCAGCGGGAGACUGCCUCCCAACACUGACUCUGUCUGCUGA
Coregonus sp. 'balchen' is the source of this 40046-nucleotide messenger RNA. The record is from the annotation of a GenBank genome assembly. NCBI's taxonomy places the organism in Eukaryota, Metazoa, Chordata, Actinopteri, Salmoniformes, Salmonidae.